This is a messenger RNA of Ostreococcus tauri, 339 nucleotides long. RefSeq names its product unnamed product. NCBI's taxonomy places the organism in Eukaryota, Viridiplantae, Chlorophyta, Mamiellophyceae, Mamiellales, Bathycoccaceae. The transcript has a single exon. The coding region runs from base 1 to 339 and encodes 112 amino acids. The record is from RefSeq and is a predicted model, not a curated record.
AUGGGUGUUCGUGAGGAGGAAGACGCGGAUGUUACCGACGCGUUUCUUAGCGAUCCGGAUGAUACUUCUGCGCCGCGCCAGGGCCCUAGCUUGGGAGGGUGGUGGCGCGAAGUAGUCGUUCCCGGCGCCGCCGCGUUUUCAGCGCAUCUUGCCGUGCGUCGUUUGGAAAAGUUGCUGCUCAUCCUUCCGUUCUGCGCCGUUUGCAUAUGGGCUUUCGGAGUCGACUACGGGUCUUACGUCGCAGUUGCGGGUAUCAUUGCCUAUUAUUGCCGCAAGUCAUAUGUGAGGUACUGCGAACCGAUCAGCGAGGAAAAUACUUCUCCAACCACAAAUGAAUGA